UGGCGGUGUGGAGGAGUAUAGGCUGUGCUGUCAAGCCAGUGUCAGUCUGAUGAAGAUUGGCAUGCAGUUCAGAGUGUACGCCGCCCCCUGCCUGAUGACAGCUGGGAUAGACUCCAGCACUCCUGCGACCCUUGCUCUUUUUGAAGAGGUCGACCCUGGGCCAGAGUGAAAACACAAGUGAAAUCUGCUGUGCAGCUGAGAGCCAGCUAACUGUUUGCUUCUGUGAGUCGAACUGCAGUGUCUUGCUGUGAAGUGAUCCAGUCAAAGCAUCUGUCUCCAUAGCUAUUUUCCCACUGCCUACCUUCUGAGAGUCUCAAUGUGACGCUAUCCCAUGGUGCAACAUGUGUCCCCAGCACCUGCAGUGAUAAUGAUGGCCACCCAGCGAGUUCCUCCACCAUCGUACCAGGAGAGCCAACAGAUGACGGGCACAACGCAGCAGAACAACAAGACCCCACAAGUCCAUAUCCCAGCAGCCUCUGCAGGAAGAAAUAACUCUGUCAGUGUGACCCUUGACCCACAGACACAACUUGAGUCUGACAAAAGAGCGGUUUACAGGCAUCCGCUGUUUCCCCUGCUGGCAUUGUUGUUUGAGAAAUGUGAGCAGGCUACACAGGGAUCUGAGUGCAUCACAUCCGCCAGCUUUGAUGUCGACAUUGAAAAUUUUGUCCACCAGCAGGAGCGGGAUCAUAAACCUUUCUUCAGUGAAGAUCCAGAGCUGGACAACUUGAUGGUUAAAGCAAUCCAAGUGUUGCGGAUCCACUUAUUGGAGCUAGAGAAGGUCAAUGAACUCUGUAAGGAUUUCUGCAACCGAUACAUCACCUGCCUCAAAACCAAAAUGCACAGUGACAACCUUCUCCGUAACGACCUGGGGGGACCCUAUUCUCCUAUGCACACUAAUCUCAGCAUGCAGCAGGAAUUAAAUCAGACGUCUUCUCCUACGUCCGUGACCGCUGUGUCCAACUCUGUCAACCCGCCAGCGGUCAUGGCCCCCACUGGGGGUUUGCAACAGGGCAAUGUUUCUAUGACUACCAUAAACACUCAAGUGGUAUCAGGUGGGACCCUGUAUCAGCCGGUUGCCAUGGUGACUUCACAAGGACAAGUGUUAACGCAGGCACUGCCACCGGGAACCAUUCAGAUCCAGAACUCACAGUUAAAUGUUGAUCUGUCAGCCCUGUUGGACAGUGAAGACAAGAAGUCGAGAAAUAAAAGGGGCGUCCUUCCCAAACACGCCACCAACAUCAUGCGCUCAUGGCUCUUUCAGCAUCUCAUGCACCCGUACCCAACAGAAGAUGAGAAAAGGCAGAUUGCAGCACAAACAAGCUUGACGCUUUUGCAAGUGAAUAACUGGUUCAUCAACGCUCGCCGGCGUAUCCUCCAGCCUAUGUUGGAUGCCAGUAACCCUGACCCAGCUCCUAAAGCAAAGAAGAUGAAGUCCCAGCAUCGUCCCACACAGCGUUUCUGGCCUGACUCUAUCGUAGCUGGGGUUUUACAGACGCACAGAUCUCAAACGGGGAACAAUUCAGAUGACCCACUCAGCCUGGACAGCCUCCAGUCGCUGUCAUCGGACUCUGCCACUCUGGCCAUGCAGCAAGCCAUGCUGGGAGCCGAUGACUCCAUGGAUGGUACAGAGGAAGAGGAUGAAGAGGAAGAGGAGGAGGAUGAAGAGGAGGAGGAGGAAGGAAUGGAGGAGGAGGAAGAGGAGGAUGGACAGAACGAAAACAAUAGGGGGACGCCGAUAGCCAGUGGAGGAGCAGAAAGAAGAAACCUGAGCAUGGAUCACAUAGAGGAACUGGAGUAGUCAGAGGAGAGGGACAAACUGAACAAUAUGUUGACCUCACUUGGCCCAUUAACACGGCUGAUUUCUGAUUCCAAGAUAAAGGAUGGAUGGCACUGUUGCCAUAUUUUAAUAUGCAUUUGAGGCCAUGAAAAUCAAUCAGGACUCCUAUUGAGAACUAUGGAAUACAUUAUGACACAAUGACCCUUUCAUGAUGUGUAGUCAGAAAGUGAUGUGCCAAUUUAAUUUAACCGACUGAUAAUUUUGAUAAGUUUGUCAUUUACAUACUUGUUGGUAAAAUGUUUUUUUUUUUUUUUUUUUUUUUUUAAGCUUGUUUUCUUCCUGUAAGAUUUUUUUAAAAUGAGGUCAUAGUUGUAUGGUUGUCAAAAACAGAGACCGGUAUUUGUAUUCCUAGCCUAGGGGGACCGCAACUAAACUUUAUCAGAAGGUUGCAAAAUGUCAAAUGUGAAAAUGGCAAAGCUCCGCGAGGCUACAGUACUCUACGGUCCAAAGAAGACUUCCAGGAUUUGCGUGACCUACGUGAUGAGCAAAGAUGGGGCAGACCAGGAUCAUGGCAGUGAGCAAAGAAUAUUGUUGUUAUCCUUGAUGACAAAAGCCAGACAACAUCCAGAUUUUGCAACCUUUUGAAAAUGUUUAGUGGUGAUUCCUCUUCCAAAGCAAAACAAUUCAUUAAAAAUUCUGCUUCAAACGUGGAUCCAACAAUGUCUUAAUUUUAAAAAUGGCUGAACACAGGCUUAAAUUUUGUUUAGUUUUUUUAAAUAAAGCUUCAAAUAAGUAUUUCAAGUACAAACUGUCAAAAAUUCAUGAAAGAAAGAAAAAUGAAAGAAAAAUGAUCUCAAAUUUUUUUGACAGCCCCUUGUAACUAUACAAAAUGAUAGAACAAAGACAAACGUGUUUUUGGUUUUACUAAACGGCAGUGGGAUUUGUGAAAUACAGUUACUGAAUAAAAUGCUCAACAUACUCAAAUGUGAAAUAACUUGAUGCUUCAGAAAGCCUGAUAUUUUGGACGACUUUAGAUUUUCUCUGAGUUUAGAGAGCACAGAAACAAAUGAAGCCCCAAGUUUUUGCAAUUCAAGUCAUUCAACUAAUUUGCUUGACAAAAAUAGCGCCAACAGUAAUUACUCAACUUUCAAGAGAAAGGAUUGGUAAAAUGUGAGGGGAUAUGGGAGGUGAUGUCAAAAAAUCGGGUCAAUAUUUGUUCAUACCUGUUAUAUAACUCAGAAGUUCUCUGGUCCAAAAAAAAAAAAAAAAAAAAACCACUGAGCAUUUUUUCUUCCACAUAAGCACAUUAUUUGAGUUGCCGAAAGCCUUUUAAGCAUGAUCUUUGAACAUGUUAACUUUCUGUUCUUCAUUAGCAAAUCAAAUGUAGUGGACAAGUGUCUUGAUGGUUGAAGAUUUGGAUAAUAUAUAUAUCUAUAUUUGCUUUCGGUUGUUUGUUUUGUUUGGUUGGGCUCAAGCAACAUCAUGACAAUGAUGGCUGUCUGCACACUGCAGUCGGUCCAUAAAAAUCCUCUUGGCUAUUUUAUGUGAUCGUGUAUGAUACUGUUAAGAAAGGGGAGCAUGGCAAAAGUUGCCAACUCCCCACAAACCUCUCACAAUCAUCUCAACAUCAAUUGAAAUAACACAAAAAUUACAGGGAAUUGAGCAUAUCUCACUGGCUAAGCCAUCCAUCAUCAUUUACUGACUUUUUCAAGGAAAAAAACAAUUACAGUACUUUGAUGAAGAUGGAAGACUGAGAAAGCUGUGGAAGAAAAGUCAGCCAUAGGGUCAGUAACUGAUAAACUGGGUAAUAAUUUUGAUUCUGAUUUGUAUUAAGCCACAAAUGUGAUUCACUAAUUUCUAUUGUGAGGAUGUUUAAAAAAAAAGAACACGUUUUAUUUAAUGUUCGGAGUGGUGACUGUGAAGUAUGUUGCUCAUUAAUAUUAUUUUCUCUAUUUCUUUUCUUUAACUCAAUCUUCCCAUGCAAGUGAUAGAUAAUGGUGAAUAUUUAUAUUUCAUUUGUACACUUUUUGUCAU
Syngnathoides biaculeatus (alligator pipefish) is the source of this 3811-nucleotide messenger RNA. It is a transcript of the gene pknox2, whose product is annotated as pbx/knotted 1 homeobox 2. The record is from RefSeq and is a predicted model, not a curated record. Bases 332 to 1798 code for a protein of 488 amino acids. Gene Ontology annotation, molecular function: DNA-binding transcription factor activity, RNA polymerase II-specific; RNA polymerase II cis-regulatory region sequence-specific DNA binding. The transcript is spliced from 14 exons. Gene Ontology annotation, biological process: regulation of transcription by RNA polymerase II. NCBI's taxonomy places the organism in Eukaryota, Metazoa, Chordata, Actinopteri, Syngnathiformes, Syngnathidae.